UUGAAAGAAUGAUGGCGUCGUUCGAGGAACAACUUUGUCGAGCGAGAGAGGAGACCGAGCGACAACGCCGACAGCAGGACGACAUUUUUUUGGCUCCGAUCGUGUUGCACAUGCAAGAUCUCCGAGUAAACAUCACUCUAAACACACCCAGGAUCCUCUCAGAAACAAUCUGGCCUUAGCUGACAACUCGGGAAAUGAAAUCAACACCGUAAAGCACAGAAAGCAACAAGCAGGGGAUGAUUUGCGCUUCCGAAGCACCUCAUUGCCCUCGAAUGUACGUUUUUAAAGUCAGCUGUUUUUCUUCAAAACUGGACUAUGUCCUCACCACAUCAUUGAACAUGAGUGCUUGCCCUCAAUGGUCCUUCAAGAUUUCAAUAACAGGCUUGAAAUGGAAGGGGAAAAGUUCUCCAUAACUGAACUCCAAAACAAACGGUUUUCAGGGCACGGUUGUUGUGUGUGAUGUCUUGGUGAUUUAAGUAAAAUUUAAAAGGACAAAAAGGGCUCAGGUCAAAGCCAGGACAAAUAGACUUGGCGCAACACUCAAAGAGGAUAAAAUACUUCAUGAAUAUUUGAAUAGGGUGAUGCUUUUGCUUCAAGUGUUGUUGGAGUUAAUGACGUUAUGGCAGUUUUCCUACCAUAUACAAAAAGAAGAUGGAAAGUUUACACAACAGCUCAGCAAAUACAAAGGAAAAGCUGCAGGGCAUCCUCUGUGUCCGGGUUGGAGAGGGUGUGCAGUGAGAAAAGCCUACAGACACAGCUCAGGAACUUUGAAGGUCAACACAUGGUGUUGGAGGUGCUACGAGCCAGUAAAGAGACCUCAAGAGACCGCAAAUCCUCAAGAUGAAGCAGUUUGUGCAGAAGUCGAUCCUGGCGCUGAGGCGGUGGGCCGUUGCCUCAAAGACACCAAUGCACAGCAGGAGGACACGCUAUAUGCUGGAAAGAUGGAGCUGCAAUGGUUCCACAACACGAUCCAGACGCUUAAGAAACCUUACAGAGACAUUCCGCUUUUCAACCUUCCCUGCCACGGUGUCACCUGCUGGAGAGCUGCCAGGACGCUCAAUGCAAGCGUAGCGGUGUACAAGAAAAUAAAAGGCUAACUUAACAAGAUACAAAGUAAAAGAAAUACAGGAGAACUCACCAGCACAGAUGAUGGCACGGACAACAUGACAUGACAAUAAAAAAAAAAAACAGCCAACUAAAUAUAAACAGACUGACGAAAUCAUGAGGCACGCCUGGAUAUGACAAGUGGCUGGAGGGAGCUGAUUGGUUGACACAAGGAGCAUGGCUAAUGAGGUCAGACGGAGACCAAAACGUAACGACAUGAACGAAGGACACAGGAAAACAAGACAGAACAUGGAGCAAAACUAAGUCGAACAAGUUUAGGCACCUCACAUUCGAGCAGAGUAUAGCGUAGAUAACUUGAGUAAGUAGUAGAAAGUGUGUGACAUGAUCGUGAGAAAAGAUGAUGCAGUUCAUGGAGUGAAAGGGCGAACACCACGUAAAAAAGCCAGACGUUCAACUCGAGCCAUGCGGAACUGGUGUUUUGGGGUGUUGUUCUACUGCUGAUUACUAAAGAAUGAAAAAAGCUAGAAACAAACAAUUUUUUCUGGUGACAGAAGAGUCUACUCUUACUAUUGACAUCCAUCAGCUAAUUGGUCACCAAGAGGAACUUUCCCCUCAGCCACCGCAGGCAGGGAGCUCCGGUCUGGAGCAGAAGUGUCCGCAGCACUCCCACGUUAAAGAGGAAGAGGAGGAGGUGGAUGUCAGCGAGUUGCCACUAAACAUCGUGGUUGUGAAGAGUGAAGACGACGAAGACGAAGCACCUGUGUCGUCGCAGCUUUACAAUCACAGUCCAAGUGGAAACCACAGUGGAGGACUACCAGCAUACAAUCGCUCAGCUCCACUGUCACACAGUAAUGACACAGAAGAACCUUUGGGAAGCGGUGCAGACUGCGAAGGUGACGACAAACGCUUGAAAUGCUCUGAAAAGGAGACGACCGACAUGAGACGUCAUACUCCUGAAGACCAUUUUACCUGCUCCGUUUGUGGUAAAAGCUUUACUAAGGCUUAUAGGAACAGACACAUGAGAACACACACAAGAGAAAAAACGUUUCGUUGUUCAGUUUGCAGUGAAACAUUUGCAGAAAAGGUCUCUUUGAUUGUACACAAAGUAACACAUACGGUAGAAAAUCCUUUCACUUGCUCAAUUUGCGGCAAAGUGUAUUAUAUAAAAGACCAUUUGAGUCGACACAUGAGAACGCACACGGGUGAAAAACCUUUCACUUGCUCUAUUUGCGGUGAAAAAUUUGCUCACAAGAUCUCUUUGGUUGCACACACAGCGACACACACGGGAGAAAAACCUUUCACAUGCUCCGUUUGUGGCGAAAGCUUCUCCUAUAAGCACUGUGUGACGAGACACAUGAGAACACACACGGGGGAAAAGCCCUUCAGUUGCUCAGUUUGCGAUGAAAGCUUUACCUACAAGGAGACUUUAAAUUCACACAUGCAGACGCACACGGGAGAAAAACUUUUCACAUGCUCAGUUUGUGGUAAAAACUUUUGUUAUAAGAAUGGUUUGAAAUCACACAUGCUGACACAUGCAGUAAAAAAACCUUUCACAUGCUCACUUUGUGGUAAAAGCUUUGCUUAUAAGAGUACGUUGAAAUCACACGUAAGGAAACACAAUGGAGAAUAAAUGUUUUCGGGGGCUAAAACAUUGGUGGGGAGUAUUUUUAUGAACGAGUGGGUUGAGGAGGUGCCAGGCUGCUUUGACUGUAUGGUUCUUCCACACGCCACUGACCGUUUGUUCAAAGAAUAAAUUGAAAAAUUGUCAA
Messenger RNA from Phyllopteryx taeniolatus (common seadragon), 2834 nucleotides. RefSeq names its product gastrula zinc finger protein XlCGF8.2DB-like. The transcript is spliced from 4 exons. Gene Ontology annotation, molecular function: DNA-binding transcription factor activity, RNA polymerase II-specific; RNA polymerase II cis-regulatory region sequence-specific DNA binding. Bases 1577 to 2695 code for a protein of 372 amino acids. Lineage: Eukaryota; Metazoa; Chordata; Actinopteri; Syngnathiformes; Syngnathidae. Gene Ontology annotation, biological process: regulation of transcription by RNA polymerase II. Gene Ontology annotation, cellular component: transcription regulator complex; PcG protein complex. The record is from RefSeq and is a predicted model, not a curated record.